This is a messenger RNA of Sabethes cyaneus, 1236 nucleotides long. RefSeq lists its product as uncharacterized. The coding region runs from base 1 to 1236 and encodes 411 amino acids. The transcript is spliced from 4 exons. The record is from RefSeq and is a predicted model, not a curated record. NCBI's taxonomy places the organism in Eukaryota, Metazoa, Arthropoda, Insecta, Diptera, Culicidae.
AUGGAUCUCCCUACCAGCUGGAUUGACCGUGAACUGUUGGAGAAGAUCCUGCGUUCGGAGUAUAAAUCAAACGAACAGGAGGAGUUGAAAAUCGUUAGCUUUAACGUUGGUGCUGCAACGAAAAAAGGAGACAAUUAUGCUAGUGAAAUGUAUAGGGUUAUGAUUGAGUAUGUUUGCGGAAACCGGCGCGAGAAAUGCUCUAGAAUUUUAAAGGUAAUUCCGUCCGGGGAAAUUCAGCGAAUCGUAAUGGAAAAUAAUAACAUUUUUCCGCGAGAAAUAGCCGUUUAUCGGGAUAUACUGCCAAGGAUCCAUAAGCUGCUGCGUGGCAUCGGCGAUGGGUCUCCUCUGUCACCGAACUGCUUCUAUACAACUGAUGAUCCGAAGACUAUGUUGGUAUUUGAAGAUUUGAAGGAUAGUGGUUUUGAAAUGGCGGAUCGAAAGCGUGGCUUAGGGGUUGAGGAAACCCGAUUAGUUUUAAGAAAGUUAGCCAAACUGCAUGCGUGUUCUGCCGUUGUGUACAGAGAGCAACCACAAAUCAUGGAACCAGUGCUGGAAGGAGCUAUUAAUACUAAUCCGAAUCGACAGGAUUUCUUAGUUUUCUAUAAAAUGUGUGCCCGUCAGGUCGCGCGAUUAGUGGAGAGUUGGAACGAUCCACAGUAUCGAAACAUCCUUCAAAAAUUGCAAAAAUUGCCACAUACGACUAUAGCUAAAGGAUGUCAAGUAUACACAAGGGACGAUACGGUGUUUAAUGUUCUCAAUCACGAUGAUGUUUGGACUAGUAAUAUGAUGUUUAAGUACAAAAAUGGAGUUGUUGAGGAUGUACUAAUGUUAGACUACCAGUUAGCAUACUAUGGUUCACCUGGUGUAGAUUUAAAUUACUUUUUGUUCGGAUCGGUUCAGUAUGAGCUUCGGGAGAAAUGUUGGUUAGAAUUCAUCAGGGAAUAUUAUGAUGUUCUUCGGGAAACUUUAGUUAAAUUAGAAUAUGUGGAUCACAUACCAUCAUUACAGGAAAUCCACGUCGAGAUUGUUCGAACGGGAUUCCACAGUGUCAACGCUGUGUUCUGUCUGUUGCCGUUGGCAAUGAUGGAGAAAACGGAAAACGCAGAGAUGGAUGUGUUUCUACAGGAUAACGAUGUGGGCGAAGCAUUUCGAAAGGUUAUUUUUGCCAAUCCGAAGUAUGAACCAAUACUUAAACGUGCACUAACUUUAUUCGAUUUGCUGGGUUAUUUCGAUUGA